Molecule: messenger RNA, 676 nt
Organism: Salvia splendens (bonfire salvia)
Lineage: Eukaryota; Viridiplantae; Streptophyta; Magnoliopsida; Lamiales; Lamiaceae
Product: SKP1-like protein 12
Exons: 2
Coding region: 108-530 (140 amino acids)
Biological process (GO): ubiquitin-dependent protein catabolic process
Source: RefSeq, a predicted model, not a curated record
AUAAAAGGAAGGAAUUAAACUUCAAAUUGAUAUAUUUCCAUCUCUAUAAAUUUGCUACAUUGAAUUUCUGCAUCCUCUUUGUUUGAGAGAGAGAGAGGGGAGGGAAAAUGGAGAACAGAGAGAAAGUGACUUCACUGAUGAGUUCGGACGGUCAUAUUUUCCCGGUGGAGGAUACGGUAAUCGCGGAGUUCCGAGCCAUCAACUCCUUUCUUCCGGCUGCCGGUGACGCCGUUAAUCCGAUUUCUCAGAUUACCGGCGACGUUCUCGCCAAAAUAAUCGAUUACUGCAGAAAACACAUCGAUCACAAGCUUAAUCGUUUGCGUGAUGAGGAAAUCAGUGCCUGGGAUAGGCAAUUCGUCAAUGUCGACGAGAAAACCCUACUCGAUCUCCUCGUGGCUUCACACUUUCUGGGAGUGAGGGAUCUCUUCAGCCUAAUAAUGGUGAGUGUAGCUGACAUGACGAAGAAGAAGGGAGUUGGCAGCAUGGAUCAACUUCACAAUCUCUUCAUCUCCAACUUUAAGCUCGACUAACAUGUUCAUCUUCUCCAAUUUCUUUUAUCUUUAUCUUUGCUUAUAGAAUUAGAUUUUGCUUUGUAUGGAUUAAUGGCCAUCACAUUAUGAAUGAAAUUGGAGUUAAUUUUCAAUAAAAAUGUGCGCUUUAAUUUCCUUCCGAUUUA